AUGGACGAGCUGACGGAGGGGUCGGUGAACCAAUGUUUGCUGCCACCAGCCGAUUGUAGCAAAUCGCGGUCGAACGAUUACGCCGUCGGCAGCACACGGUUGGCAGGAGGACCAACAUCACUCUCCCGGCGGAAGCGAUCGUGGUCGAGAGCCGUCUUCAGCACGCUGCAGCGCAAAGGACUCGAGCGAACGUUUCAGGAGCAAAAAUAUAUCACCAAACCUGAUCGAAAACGACUUGCCGCCAAUCUUGGGCUGCACGAUGCGCAGGUUAAAGUGUGGUUUCAAAACCGGCGCAUGAAAUGGCGGCACACGGUGAAGAGCACGUCGUUACUCGCGCCAACGCAGGAUAAGCAACCGGAAAAGCGGAUAGCAAGUAACGACAUGCUAUCGAAAGAUUACAACUCCAGUGUAGCAGAAAUUCUUACGCUUAGCAUCAACGAAGACAGUGAAGACAUAGAAGUUAUUAUAGAUUAA
Messenger RNA from Anopheles coustani, 474 nucleotides. Its product is annotated as homeobox protein H2.0-like. NCBI's taxonomy places the organism in Eukaryota, Metazoa, Arthropoda, Insecta, Diptera, Culicidae. Gene Ontology annotation, molecular function: sequence-specific DNA binding; DNA-binding transcription factor activity, RNA polymerase II-specific. Gene Ontology annotation, biological process: regulation of DNA-templated transcription. The transcript is spliced from 2 exons. The record is from RefSeq and is a predicted model, not a curated record. The coding region runs from base 1 to 474 and encodes 157 amino acids.